GACAGGGGGUGUGGUGUCACAUGGUCGGGGUUUAAAUAGAGAGAGGGACUCAGAUCAAACACACAGAUCAGCGCAGCACAGACACUUACCUGAAUGAACAUGGACGCUGUGUACAAGAGAAUCAAUGGGAACCACGUGGCUGAUGCAGAGCCAGAGCCAGGCACUAGGAAAAGACGGGGUUCCAUGUACCUGGAGGAGGAGACCAGCAACAAUUCUGAAAUCAUCUCCUGCAUCUUCUCCCUGAAAGAAGAAGUUGGCGCUUUGGCAAAAGCUCUCCGGCUCUUUGAGGAGAAGGGCAUCAACCUGACACACAUAGAGUCUCGUCCAUCCCGGAACAACAAACACCAGUACGAGUUCUUCAUCCAUGUGGACUCCACCUGCUCCCAGGCCUUGGAUGAGGUUAUCGACGGAUUGCGUACACAAAUCAGCGGCCAAGUCCACGAGCUGUCACGCAACAAAGAGAAGGACACAGUGCCCUGGUUCCCUAACGACAUCCAGGACUUGGACCGCUUUGCUAACCAGAUCCUCAGCUAUGGAUCAGAGCUUGACGCAGAUCACCCGGGAUUCACAGAUCCUGUGUACAGGGCCCGUCGGAAGGAGUUUGCUGACAUUGCCUACAACUACAGACAUGGACAGGUGAUCCCAAGAGUGGAGUACACAGAGGAGGAGAAGGCUACAUGGGGAGUUGUGUUCAAAGAGCUCAAGACUCUGUACCCAACUCAUGCCUGCCGUGAGCACAAUCGAGUCUUCCCCCUGCUGGAGAAAUACUGUGGCUACAGACAGGACAACGUUCCCCAGCUGGAGGACGUCUCCCGCUUUCUGCAGUCUUGUACUGGCUUCCGCCUCCGUCCUGUUGCUGGUUUGCUUUCCUCUCGGGACUUCCUGGCUGGUCUGGCCUUCCGUGUUUUCCAUUCCACCCAGUACAUCCGGCACGGCUCCAGGCCGACGUACACACCUGAGCCAGAUAUCUGCCAUGAGCUGCUGGGGCAUGUUCCUCUGUUCGCUGAUCCAGGUUUUGCCCAGUUUUCCCAGGAGAUUGGCCUUGCUUCCCUUGGAGCUCCUGAUGAGUACAUCGAGAAACUGGCUACUGUGUACUGGUUCACUGUGGAGUUUGGGCUCUGUAAGCAGGGCUCGGAGAUGAAGGCUUAUGGCGCUGGUCUGCUCUCUUCAUUUGGAGAGCUGACGUACUGCCUGACAGACAAACCAAAGGUCCUGCCCUUUGACCCGGAAAAAACGAGUCUCCAGAAAUACCCAAUUACAGAGUACCAACCAGUUUACUUUGUAGCAGAAAGCUUUGAGGACGGAAAAGAGAGAGUGAGGAAAUUUGCAGCCACUAUUCCCAGACCAUUCACAGUGCGCUACAAUGCCUACACCCAAAGCAUUGAGGUGCUGGAUAACACCCAGCAGCUGAGCAACCUGGCUGACUCCAUCAACAGUGAAUUGGGAAAACUAUGUGAAGCCCUACGGAGACUGCACUGAGCAUUAACAUAUAGAGGGUGUUUUAAUUUCAUUUCACAUAUUUACUUUACCUAUAACUUGAUGCACUUACUACUUUGAUCCUAAAUACAAACAUGCAUGCUGUUUCACAAUUUUAAUGGAGAAAUGCUACGGUGUGUUUAUUUGUAUUAUGGCUGAAUUAUGCAGACCUGACCUCAACAUAAUGAACUACACAUAUAUAUGAACAAGUAUAACAGAUAAGAUUAUCAAGAAUAAUGUGUAUUUUUAAAAUUUUUAAUCAGCAAUUCAGCCGCUUAUGAGAUGGCAACCACUAAAAAACAACUAUCAUAGGGCUUUUCCAUUUUAUUUCUUCUCCAUAUGCAUGAGCUGUAUCAAUAAAUAAAACAAU
This is a messenger RNA of Synchiropus splendidus (mandarinfish), 1846 nucleotides long. RefSeq names its product phenylalanine hydroxylase (gene pah). Gene Ontology annotation, biological process: L-phenylalanine catabolic process; L-tyrosine biosynthetic process. The transcript has 13 exons. Lineage: Eukaryota; Metazoa; Chordata; Actinopteri; Syngnathiformes; Callionymidae. The record is from RefSeq and is a predicted model, not a curated record. Gene Ontology annotation, molecular function: iron ion binding; phenylalanine 4-monooxygenase activity. Bases 94 to 1479 code for a protein of 461 amino acids.